CUUCUCUUCUCUUCCCUUCCCUUCCCUUCCCUUCCCUUCCCUUCCCUUCCCUUCCCUUCCUCAGGAUAUGUAUAUGUGUGUAGUGUAGAUAUACAUAUGUAUACACACUUGGCCAAUAAAGAAUUCUCUUCUCUCUUCUCUUCUCUUCUCCUCCUCUCCUCUCCUCUCCUCUUCCCUUCCCUCCUCUCCUCAGCAUAUGUAUAUGUGUGUAGGUAUACAUAUGUAUGCACACUCGGCCAAUAAAGAAUUCUCUUCUCUUCUCUUUUCUCUUCUCCUCCUCUCCUCUCUCUUCUCAGAAUAUGUAUAUGUGUGUAUGUACUCUAUGUAUGGAUAUAUAUAGAUAUGAGCUCAGGCAUCAGAAUUUCAUGUUUAAUGUGUGCAGUGUGUACACAGUAUGUGACAAUAGAUUAUUUUAUCCACUUUUCUCAAGGCUUCUCAACCUUGGCAACUUGGGGGUGGCCUUCAAACUGACGCUUGGCUGGGGGAAUUCUGGGAGUGGAAGUCCACCCCUCUUAAAAGCUGGGGAUGAUACAGUAUGCCAAGUUCAGACAUCAGCUUGGGGGAAAGGGUGUGUCCCUUUAGGAAAAAAAAGCUAAGGAAGAGCUCUUUGCACAAUCAACUUGUGCAAGCCUGGCUGGCGCUGCCCCCAUCUGGGCGUUCCGGGGAGCGCUCCCCCCUCCCUCCCUCCCUCCCCCCCCAUUGACGCACAUCUGCUAAGUCAGAGCCUGCUGCUCCAAUCGGGCCUUGCCAAUUGCAACUGGAUUUCUGGGGUACCCAGGCCUGUCCCAGCCAAAAGGGGCUGGAAGGCGGGGUGGAGGGUGGGAAUCCCCUUAUCCAUUUAGCCCAGCCCUGUGCAACCCCCCUCCUACCCUUCCUCCCCCUCCCCCCGCGGGACUUUCUUGCGGGAGUUUUGCUAAGUCUGCGCAGCCUUGCAAAUCGCCCCCAGUCUCCGCGCGGGUGCUUAGCGCGGCCGGAGAGGAAGGGGGGGGGUUUCUCUCCUCCCCCCACCCAGGAUUCCCGGCCGUUUAAGAAACCCCUUCCCCACUUCUGGUAACCCCUCCAAGGCCCUUCCCCGCCGUUGCAGAAAAGGCUCGGCGCGCAAAGAGAUCCUGCAGCAGCAGCAGCAGCAGCCACCGCCAGCAGCGCAGCGGGCAGCAGCAGCAGCACGUGUCGGCCCGCCUCGGAGGCGCCUCCCCGGCCCGCCCCACCGGCCCCCUGGCCGGAGAGCCAGAGGAGGGACGCUCCCCCGGAGGCUCACAUGACCGAGGCCAGCGAUGGACCGAGAAGAAGGGCCCGAAGCGAGCCCGGGAGGAGCCGCCGACUUGGGGGAGCCUCCGGUCAGCGACCCCAAGGAUCCAGAAGAACCUCCGAUGCAGAAGCCUCCAGGAAGCCCCUUGGUCCUUCCUCACACCUUACAGGAGCUCUUGAGCAAAGACAUCGUCCAAGUGCAGUUAAUCCCGGAGAAAAAGGGCCUGUUUUUGAAGCACGUGGAGUAUGAAGUCUCCAGCAAGCGUUUUAGGUGCUCCGUUUACCGGCGGUAUAAUGACUUUGUGGUUUUCCAUGAGAUGCUCCUUCAGAAGUUCCCCUACCGUAUGGUCCCUGGCUUGCCUCCCAAGAGGAUGUUAGGAGCUGACCGAGAAUUCAUCGAGACCAGACGCCGUGCCUUGAAGCGUUUCAUCAACCUGGUGGCGCGACACCCUCCUUUUUCAGAAGACGUGCUUCUGAAGUUCUUCCUCUCUUUCAGUGGGUCGGAUGUUCAGAACAAGCUGAGGGAAUUGGUCCAAGGUGUGGGAGACGAAUUCAUGACCUGCAAGUUCGCAAUGCAGGCGAAGGAAUAUUUGCCAACAGACAUCCAAAUCCAGUUUGCGGCCAGCCGAGAAUUGAUCAGGAACAUUUACAACAGCUUCUACAAACUCAGGGACAGGACCGAGCGGAUAGCAUCCCGGGCGGUGGACAAUGCCUCAGACCUUCUCCUCUUUGGGAAAGAGCUAAGUGCUUUGGGCUCGGACACAACCCCGCUGCCUUCCUGGGCGGCUCUGAACCACAGCGCCUGGGGCAACCUGAAGCAGGCUUUAAAAGGCCUGUCCGUGGAAUUUGCCAUGCUGGCUGAUAAAGCAGUUCAACAGGGGAAACAGGAAGAGAACGACGUGGUGGAGAAACUCAACCUUUUCCUGGACUUGCUACAGUCUUAUAAAGAUCUGUGCGAGAGGCACGAGAAGGGCGUGUUGCACAAACACCAGCGGGCUCUGCACAAAUACAGCAUGAUGAAGAAGCAGAUGAUGAGCGCCACGGUGCAGAACAAGGAACCCGAGUCGGUGGAGCAGCUGGAAUCCCGGAUUGUGGAGCAAGAGAACGCAAUCCUGACCAUGGAGCAGCGUAACUACUUCUCCCUCUACUGCCUUCACCAAGAGACUCAGCUCAUCCACAUUUACCUUCCUCUCACCUCUCACAUCUUGGGGGCCUUCGUCAACUCGCAGAUCCAGGGCCACAAAGAGAUGAGCAAAGUCUGGAACGAACUGAAACCCAAGCUGAGCUGCCUCUUUGCGGGAAGCAGCGACGUCUUGAUGCUCCCCUUGUCUGCUCAAGAGGACAAUUUCCUUCCCAGUUAAUGUUUUUGGGAUUCAGGAUGGGAGGAGCUGGAAGGAAGGGGCUGCUCCUCAUGACACUUAACCGUACCUGUCCAGGUAUUCUUCUCUUGGCAAAUCCUAGCUUUGCCUCCUUAAGAGUGUUCUGCCCCAGCUACGGGUCCCAAGAAACAUAGCACACACACACACAGCUCCAAAAACUCCGUUUAAUACAAACAGACCCCUUUCAAAAUGCAGGCUUUAACCACCAAUGUCCUUAUCAGCCUGCUAUGAAUUACAGAGAUUAAACAAAAGUCCGACAAGGGUUGGCAAUCAGCCCAGAAACCAAGUUGUAACAAAAAAACUCACUCUCAAAAUGCUCCGCGUAGGACCAAACGUCAUUUCCAGCAACGUUUGCUAUCUGUGUGCGAACUUAAAUAGGCUAAGGGAGUGGCCAAUUAACCCCAAACCUUAUUCUCGAGGAGACCUCCUCCUCCUCCUGAGUAGGCACUCCUGCCUUUUGGCAGCCCUGCGUGCUCGAGCAUUGAGGAGAGGCUCCUCCACUUCACUCUCUUCACUCGAAGGAGCCUCUGGAGGUUCUGAAGGCACAGGCUGAGUCUCUGCCUCUGGCACCACAUCCUCUUCAGCCUCCUCGCUGUCCGACGCGAGCACCGGCUGCAUAGGCUGCUGGCACAACACCACACCAGCCUCCUCGUCGUCGGGAUCAGCCACAAUCCGCGCAGGCCGCUGGCGGGCCACAACAAAGAGCGUGAUUUGAGUGUGUGUGUAUGUGUGUCCCAUAAUCUCCAGUAUGUAGUGAUGUGGGGUUUUUUUCCCCCCUCAAAGACUCUCUUUUGUGUUUUCGUGUCAUUUUUAACGUCAACUGUGAAGGCUCAACAACAGCCCUCGGGGCAGGUUUGGGGAUGACGGCCUGCUCCCCUGUCAAAAGUGACAGAUGGGCUUGAGUGGCCACCUCCAACUCCAGGAAUAAAACCCAUCAUUUCAUGGGGAUUAAGGGCAGGGCAGCAAAUAUAUGCACCAUCGAUUAAAGGGGCACCGAGUUUCCUUAAAGAGCAUUCUGAGUGAAGCGACCAUCGUGAAGUUUUUUUCCCCUCUUAUUUUGUUUUGAAAAGCCAGAUGUUUCAAUGGAACAGAAGCGUAACUUUAGGGACAUGUAUGCUUCAGCAUUAGUUGGGUGGCAAUGCGACUCCGCGCCACGUAAGAAAUGGCCAGCUGCCUCACAGAGGACUAGACUCAUGAAUUCAUCUCUCAAAACACACUUCCAGCAUCUCAACUUUCUUAGAACUACGGGUACUUCUGUAGUUCUGACUUAUGCCAGCUCGUUUAAUGGCCGCUUGGACGGACUUUCGAAAAGCCAUUUUUAAUGAUGUAGCAAACCUCGUUUAACAAGAAGUGAUAUGUGACAGACCAAACCCAAAUGGCUUAACACUGUUUACCCAGAUCUGGUACACCCAGGAGCACAUUUCAACAAUAUGCUGGCUUACAGACGCCGGAGAGUAGCUGGCAUCUGACCAGCUUUCAAAGGCAAGUUUGUGUCCAGCAUUUGCAUAAGUCAGUCCUUCUCACGUGUAUACCUCAUACCUACCUUCCUUUUGAAUGAACGCAAACCCAGGAGUUUUAAGAGAUGGGAUGUUCUACAUUGCUCUGGCUGGCCCCUUGCUCUGGCUUCCUUCCUUCCUUCCUUCCUUCCUUCCUUCCUUCCUUCCUUCCUUCCUUCCUUCCUUCCUUCCUUCCUCCUCCUUUCCCAAGCUAUAGCAGACUUAUAUCCCAUUUCACAGUGCUUUUACAGCCCUCUCUAAGCGGUUUACAGAGUCAGCCUCUUGCCCCCAACAAUCUGGAUCCUCAUUUUACUCACCUUGGAAGGAUGGAAGGCUGAGUCAAGUUCGAGUCGGUCGGGAUCGAACUCCUGGCAUUGGGCAGAGAGAGCCUGCAACACUGCAUUGUAGCAACUGCACUAGUGGUGAAAUCCAAUUUUUUUUUACUACCGGUUCUGCGGGCAUGGCUUGGUGGGCGUGGCAGGGGAAGGAUACUGCAAAAUCUCCAUUCCCACCCCAUUCUGGGGCCAGCCAGAGGUGGUAUUUGCUGGUUCUCUGAACUGCUCAAGAUUUGCACUACAGGUUCUCCAGAACCUGCUGGAUUUCACCUCUGAAUGGCACCACUCUGGCUUCCUUCCUUCCUUCCUUCCCAAGCAAUAGCAGACUUAUAUACCACUUCACAGUGCUUUUACAGCCCCUUCUAAACCGUUUACAAAGCCAACCUCUUGCCCCCAACAAUCUUGAGUCCUCAUUUUACCCACCUUGGAAGGAUAGAAGGCUGAGUCAAGUUUGAAUCGGUUGGGAUCGAACUGCUGGCAGUGGACAGAAUCAGCCUGCAUUACUGCAUUCUAGCCACUGCGCCAACAAGGAAAGAAGGAAGGAAUUGGCUAGGGAAUUCUGGGAGUUGAAGUCCACAAGUCUUAAAGGGGGCAAGAUUGAGAACCUCGUCUGUAAAGCUUACUUCGUAGCAUCCCUGGGACAUAUUCCUUCUCCUGUCCAUUCGUGUUCCUCGUCAAAGCUAUCCAAAGCUUGGCUGAAGGUGUUGACCAGCUAAACACAGUGCCUUAUUCCAAUAUAGGUUUUUAAACCUCUAGACAAUCGUCUUACUAAUCAAAAUGAACCUGGCUUAGCUUCAGAAUCUUGGUGAAGUUAGCCAGGGGUGACCAGCCCUGAUGUUUGUGCCUUGUUAAAUAAAUAAAUAACAGCUGUAAAAAGCUUGUUCUGCUGGAUUAAAAAAAAAUAUGCUACAACUGCUACAAGAAAAGUCAUCUCUUCUUUAUUUUUGAGGAAGAUCUAUUUAAAAGUGGGACCACGCAACUUUUUUUUUAAAAAAAAAGCAAGAUAAUUAAGGCUUCAGGACCAAAGAAGCCACCUGAAGGGACUAAACGCCAAAUUCUCAGGAAAACAAAUUUUUGUCUUUUUUGUGUUUUCCAAGUCACGUCUUUGGUUUGGGAGGUGGGUGGGCUUCCUCCAGCCUCCUGGCAUUUAAUCUGACAUUUGUAAAAGAGUGUCCGCUUUGCAAAAAGUAUUGUUUUUUUUUUUUUUUUAAAUGAAGCACUUUAUUAAAUGGCAGAAUGUCUUUAAUUCCCACUUGGUAGACUUUAAUACAUGUUUAAGGAGUCUGACAUCCCCAGGCCCCCUGCCCGAAAAGUUGCAAAAAAAAAGAUCUAUUUGUAAGAAGAGAAAUUUGUAAAACUCUAUUAAAAGUUUGAAAGUUUA
Pantherophis guttatus is the source of this 5839-nucleotide messenger RNA. It is a transcript of the gene SNX8, whose product is annotated as sorting nexin 8. Gene Ontology annotation, molecular function: phosphatidylinositol binding. Gene Ontology annotation, cellular component: early endosome membrane. Gene Ontology annotation, biological process: intracellular protein transport; early endosome to Golgi transport. Lineage: Eukaryota; Metazoa; Chordata; Lepidosauria; Squamata; Colubridae. The record is from RefSeq and is a predicted model, not a curated record.